This is a messenger RNA of Aspergillus ochraceoroseus IBT 24754, 459 nucleotides long. Its product is annotated as serine palmitoyltransferase small subunit family protein. The transcript has a single exon. The record is from RefSeq and is a predicted model, not a curated record. Lineage: Eukaryota; Fungi; Ascomycota; Eurotiomycetes; Eurotiales; Aspergillaceae. The coding region runs from base 1 to 459 and encodes 152 amino acids.
AUGGCAACCGAAAUGCAAUCCUUCUACACCCCGUCGACUUCGACUCAUAUUUCGUCGCAUGCCCCAGCUGCCGUCGAUGAGCUGAUUAAUAAAUAUUCCUCCACCAUGUCCGUCUCAGCAACCUCUCCCUCAAGUCCGCUGGGGAAUGCACGUCGCAACCUCCUCCAACGGGCCGCGGACUGCAUCCGUCUGAAGUAUUACCAGUAUGAGGUUACGUUUGGCCUCUAUGUCAUGACGCCGGGCGAGAAGCUCGUGGCAAAUUCCUUCGUGGUGGUCGUCCUGACUUUACUGUUUUGGGCUCUCCUCGUGUACUUCCCGGCCUUACUCUACCAGAAGCUGUCCCGUCUUGUAUGGUUGUUGACUGGUCACAGCGGCGAGGAGAUGGGAGCUGCUUUCGGGAUUUUGGAUACACACGUCAACUCAAUUACACAAUUUUCAGCCAAAAACCUACUGUCAUGA